AUGAGGAUUCUUUAUACACUCUUUGCAAUAUUAGUAGUUAGGGUCGGAAUUUGUGGAGGUAAUAAUGGUGCCAAAGAAGCAUUAAAGGGCGCAGAGAAACAGAAUCCUCCGAAACCUACACACCCAGCAAGUUCAUUGACUUCCAAAGCAGAUGGGUCACUGUUCGAUCUUGAAGAAGGAGAAGAAGGUGGAUUUAAGGUUCUUAAACUGACUCCUAAAACUGGUAAGGUAACUGAGCUCAAGUAUGAUGGUAAGGAUGUAUGGUCUGGCAAAGCGACGUUAGGUAAAUCUUCAAACCUGGUGGAGGCCCUGAUAUACUUUGAUGAGAAUGCUCCGGCAUUAGCUAUAAUUUCCACUGAUAAGAAUUCAAAGGUCUAUAGAUACCAUGAUGGUAAGCAAUGGAAGGAUUCCAAAGAGGAAGAACAUAAGAAGCUACUUGAUGCUCUAAAGAAGAAGUAUCAACCCAUAGAAUCUCAGAAACCAGGGGUAAUGGAGGAUCCAAAGACUUUGGAUUUGGCAACACCGAACUCAUCGUCAUAUAGAUCAUUUGGAACGAAUAUUAACGGAGUCCCUGCCAGAGUCUAUGUAGUUACAUCUGGUGUUGAUAUUACCAAGGUUAAACACGGAGAUAAAGUUGUAUGGAGUGCUAAAAAUGGAGAGUCUUGUUUCUACUGUGCACUCCUUUUGAGGGAAAAUGCACCAACUAUGACACUCAUUAGAAUUAAGGGACAAAAGCUUUCUCAAGUACUCGUCGAGAAUGAUGGCAGCCAAUGGAAACUGUCUUCUGGUAAUGUCCAGAAUAGAAUUGAAACAUUGAAACAGGGAUCUGUCCAGGUUCAAAAAUUAUCUCUUGACCUUUCCCUGGUAAAAGAUAAUGAACACUGCAGGAUCAUAACUUCCGAAGUAAAUGGCCUUAAGACUCGCAUUUAUACCCUAACUUCCGGCAGAGCCAUAGAAAGGAUUACAGACGACAAUGUACAUAUUUACAAUCUGAAUGAUGGCUCUAUAGGUUACUUCUGUGAAUACCAUUCCAAAGAUAACGUUAUAUUACUCAGAGUACAUACCCAAAAGGACUACAAUCUUGCAAUGCUUUCUUAUAAAAAGGAAGGUGAUAAAUGGAGGAGCAUAUCUGGAAGGGACUUCAGUGAUAAGCUCGUUCAAAUGAGAAAAUAG
This is a messenger RNA of Theileria equi strain WA, 1173 nucleotides long. RefSeq lists its product as hypothetical. The record is from RefSeq and is a predicted model, not a curated record. The coding region runs from base 1 to 1173 and encodes 390 amino acids. Lineage: Eukaryota; Apicomplexa; Aconoidasida; Piroplasmida; Theileriidae. The transcript has a single exon.